AUGUCCGCUCUCUUCCCCCGAAACAUGCACCUCAUCAAAAAGUCCCGCCGCAUGCUCUCCGGCAUCUUCCACGCCCGCCCAGACUGCGACCCAGCAACCACGAGAUCUCGUUCGAAAGCCUCGCGCUCACGCAGGAGGAAAUCCAAGCGCAGGACGUCGUCGCUGUCCGUGGCGCAGAGGACCAUGGAUCUAUUCCUCUCCAGGGGCAAGAAGAGGAAGCGGGAGGAUGUUGAUGACGGUGAUGGCGAUGAGUGGACCUUUGUCCAGUGCAAGAAGAGGCUCGUUGGGGGAGGCAUUGCGCCGGUUGUUGCAGAGGAGGAUAUCGAGCUGGAGCAAGCUCGCCAUGACGAUAUACCUCGCUCGCUGAUUUCCCACUGCGAGAAUUCGGAUGGAGAACCUGGAGAGCUGCCAGACGACUACAAAGAGCUCUUGGAAACAGUCUAUAGUAACCUCGAGAACCUCACCAUCACCGACACGGACAGCUCGCUCCCCAUCAGCAGCAUAACCAGUACCCGCCAAACGUCACUCGAACCUCACACCGACCUCAACUCGACCUGGCUCGAAGGACUCCUGGACUGGGAAAACAGAUACCGCGCGCGAAGAUGCCACUCCGAGACGUCCACCAAGAUUCUCUCGUACGCCAACGCUGUGACGGGUAAUCUGCCCAAUGGGAGCGGUCGCAGGCUGGGGAUGACGUGGACGUGGAAAGAGAGGCAGACUUGGAUGAACAUGUGGAAGAAGCAGAAGAAGAAGAAGAAGAAGCGACACAAGUGGGAACAGAGGUGGAAGAUGCCAACAUUGAAGCGGCACUGA
This is a messenger RNA of Trichoderma reesei QM6a, 813 nucleotides long. RefSeq lists its product as uncharacterized. The transcript has 2 exons. The record is from RefSeq and is a predicted model, not a curated record. NCBI's taxonomy places the organism in Eukaryota, Fungi, Ascomycota, Sordariomycetes, Hypocreales, Hypocreaceae. Bases 1 to 813 code for a protein of 270 amino acids.